Messenger RNA from Struthio camelus australis, 2806 nucleotides. The record is from RefSeq and is a predicted model, not a curated record. Lineage: Eukaryota; Metazoa; Chordata; Aves; Struthioniformes; Struthionidae.
CUGUCUUCCUAAAGCUGCUCAAAUCUGUUAGUCCAUCCACCCCUAACAUGGCAGAGCUGGUCUUGGAAGAGGCGGACCUGAGAAACAUACCGACUUCCUCCUUUUCCUUUCCCUUCUGGGCUUUACGCAGAGACCAGAGACAGCCUAUGGGAUUGUGGGGAGGGUCUCUAGUGUGGGAAGGUAACUGGAGGACAGACAUUUUCAUGGCCUCAUUGAAAGAGAUGGACAAAGGCAACUCUGUGAAGCUUGUCCUGACUGUCAACGGGCAGCUGCUCAGAGGAAUCUCCAGCAGUACGCCCACCCACCCGUUUCUCGUCCCGGAGACUAUUCAGUCACCAGUGCUCCCAGCAGAUGAUGUGCCCCUCAAUCAGGAGCUGGAGGACCCUACUAUGGUUAAAAAUCAGAGCUCAGAGAAGACUGUUAGAGUUUCCAGGCCUGGGGGGAAGGACUUCCCUGCACCACUGAGAAAACCAGUGGUACCCUGUGCCCUGAAGCCACCACCUGGCAAUACGGAACCCAGUGAGUCCUGGAGGAGGAGUCCUGCCCAGCUUAGGAACCCUAGGAAGGUUUUAUUUGAACCUAGAGCAUCUGAGAGAGAACUGGAUGAAGAAGAUUUGGCGGUGGAGGAGUUGCAAGGCAGUCCCAGCCCACGAUGGUGCCAUGCCAUGUGCCUCAGUGAUCCAGGAACAGCUGUUCUGAUCGGUGGAGAAGGUGUCAAUCAGCAGUCUUGCAAGGAUGUGCUCUGGAAAAUGGAAAUCGACAGUGAUUUCUGGUUUCCAGUGGAUCUCCAACUACGAGAUACCAUGCCAUCGUGCUUGCGUGGUCACACUGCUACCUAUGACCCAGACACCAAGCGUAUCUACAUCUUUGGGGGCGUAAAGGAGGACGAAGAUUACAGCAGCAUCUACAUCCUGGACACGGUCACUUGGAAAUGGUUCCUUGUAGCUGCUAAGGGGAGAAUGCCAAUGCUAGCCUACCACAGUGCAACCAUCUACCGCAAGGAGCUCUUUGUUUUUGGGGGGGCUUUCCCCAAAAUGGCAUCACUCGCUGUUGGACCCUGCAGCAAUGUGCUCUAUGUCUUCAAUCCAGAGUAUGAAAUUUGGUACCAGCCCAUCUUAGAAGGGGAGAAGCCUCUUCCUAGACUCGGGCAUUCAGCUACUCUACUGAGGAACAAGCUGCUGAUUUUUGGGGGUCAGAGGACUUCUGUCUACCUCAGUGACAUGCACAUCUUGGAUUUGGGUUUCAUGGAGUACACACCAGUCCCUUUCCUCGCAGGACAACCUUCUGCACGUUGUUUCCACGCUGCUAUGGCUGUGUCAGAUCAGAAGGUUCUGAUCAGUGGAGGCUGCAAUGCCAAGGGAGCCCUGCAGGAUACCUUUGUUUUUCACCUAGACACUCUUGCAUGGAGCACAGUGAUCAACCAUGACCUCUGCUCUGUGCCCCGAGCUGGCCACACAUUGCUUGACUUGACUCCUGCCCACCUGACAGACGUGGACAAGGAGAACAAAGAUGAGCAUAACCUGCAUACAGUGUUGGUCUUUGGGGGCUCCAACUGUGCUGGGACCUUCUACAACAGCACAGUCAAGAUCCAGCUGGACCUAGAGUAAAGCACAGGACUGAGAACAAGUCUGAAACAGCAAAGGCUCUUUGCCAAGGUAAAUUCAAACAGGGAUGGCAAUAAAUUAAUCCAAGCAACCUGGCAGUCCAAGUUUCUAUUUCUAGGUGAACACCAUCCUUGGCAUAAGAGGCCGUUGGUUUGUAAUACCUUUAUGAAUACUGUCGGUAUUGCCCUUUUAGGGCUGCUGGAUAUACAGCAUCGGACUGGCAGAAAUUCCCUCCCACAUCCCUGGCUUGGUACCUGGACUUGGAUGCCAAAACAACAGUGGCGGAGCCUGCACAGGAUCAUGGACAGUCACAGGCUUUUGGUUUCCCUUCUUGCCCUAUAGGUUUCUGGGCUGGCAUCCCAGGGUUCUCUCAGCUGUGAAGGUGACUCAGGUGUUUGGUUUUAUCUGAGAUGAGUGGAAUGGGAUUUGUUUGCUGUCACUUGGGAGUUCCUCACAGUGAAAGUACCACCAUGCUUCUGGCUUGGAGGGAAUCUGGGGUUCCCUUGGAAACAGUCUGCAGCUGAGGACUAAGAAAGCACCCAGGGCAGAGUCUGAGGAUGGGAAAAGGAACAGAACACCAUUGUUUUCAUCAUAAGGGAGUGAGCUGGUUGUGUUGUCUCGGUGACUGUGGCACAACCACUUUGUUUUGCUCCAGACAGGCCUUUAUUCUGCAAGGUUACUGCUGGACAAAGGGAAGAGGUACAAAUUGGCUAUCCCAGGUAGUAAUUCUCUUGUCAUUGCAAGGGGUGGCAGAGUGACCUAGUUAACGACUGGGUCUUACAAAAGCAAAGGGACCCAACAAUGGCUCUCAGGUUCCCGGAGUCUCUUCUGUCAGGGCCUAUCCCUUACUGUUUAUAUCCAUGGCAUUGAUAAUUAUGCCAUAGCUCUGAGGAAGGUGCAAGGACAAGCAGGCCUACUGAGUUAGCAGCAGCAUCCUGUGCAGUUGUUCCCUGAUGAUCUUUCCAUGGCUGGUGGAAAGGAGAACCUUCUGUGAGGAGUCUAGAAUUGGCUAGAUGCUCCAUAGAUGUUUUUGGCUACAUUCCUCAGCCCCAAACCAUACAAAAGGAGCUUCUGAGAGUUAUGGAUGCUUCUCUUUUAAUCUGCUUCAUAAAGAGAUAUAACAUAGAAAAACAUAAUCAGAAGCAGCUGCAGUCUUUCCAGCACAGUGAUAGCUCUUGUGAGUCCUUCCUCAAUUCCAUCUA